CGUCAGUAAUAAACAUCUUUUAAUUUGCGAACGAAGAAAUGCAUUAAACCAAUAAAGGCGGUGAUAAAAACAAUUAUUCAUCUAGUGCUAAGUGUGUGUGCCAUAACAAUCGCCAACUCAUCCGUGUUCGGGGAAAAUGAGCGUUAUUUCGCUCGAUAUUUAGUAUUCCUACACGUCACAACAAAAUGCAUCGUCGAAAAAGCUCGAGGGGCUUCUGUAACUAACAAUAUUAUCAUCCUAUUUGAAGAUGCAAUCAAACAUAAAAACAAAGGAGAUGUUCAUUUUGAGGGCUUUAGAGAAAAUCCUAAAUGAUAAGGAAAUUAAACGAUCACACCACUCACAACUGAAAAGGGCAUGUGAAGUUGCUUUGGAGGAACUGAAAAAAGAGAUCUCGGACGAGGGAGGAGGUUCCACUGCGCAGCAGGAGGAUGGUGCAGGCACUGUGGGAGGUGGCAACGGCCGACCAUCGGACGCGUUGCCCCAACCAGCAGGCGGUGGCGACGGAGGACCUGGAUCUGGAGGAGCCGCCGCCUCAAAGUAUUUCCUGCCAUUCGAACUGGCGUGUCAGAGCAAGUCGUCGCGGAUAGUUGUCACCGCCCUUGAUUGCUUGCAGAAGCUUAUAGCCUACGGACACCUGACGGCAGAUGUGCCAGAUACCACAGCUCCUGGGAAGCUCCUCAUUGAUCGCAUAGUUGAGACGAUUUGUUCGUGUUUUGCAGGACCUCAGACUGAUGAGGGAGUCCAACUGCAAAUUAUCAAAGCCUUACUCACUGUGGUUACCAGCCAGCACGUGGAAGUGCACGAAGGAACGGUAUUACUGGCGGUACGCACCUGCUACAACAUCUUUCUAGCUAGUCGCAACCUUGUCAACCAGACAACGGCUCGGGCCACCCUUACUCAGAUGUUAAACGUGAUUUUCGUACGCAUGGAGAACCAGGCUAUCGAAGCUGAAGUGCAGGCGGAGAUAAACGACUCGCGUUCUGUUCGCUCGUUAAAAGUCGAUGCGUCUGAACCACAGGACAGGGAAACACAAGUUACAACGCCCCUUGACUCUGCUGACGUCGUUGUCAAAGACAUACUAGACACUGUGCUUGAAAACGUUUACGCCGAGGCCGACAGUCGAACGGAAACAAACGAUACGAACGAAGGCAGUGUUCACUCUUCAAUUACCAGGAUACCAUCCCAAGAAAGUAUGGACACUCACAGCGAGAAUGACUCGGCUGUAACAGCAAAAUUCACCCACGUCCUGCAAAAAGAUGCAUUCCUAGUGUUUCGUGCACUGUGCAAACUAUCAAUGAAACCGUUGCCGGAAGGCACACCCGAUCCCAAAUCGCAUGAGCUCCGUUCCAAAAUUUUAUCGUUGCAGUUGCUUCUCUCCAUUCUGCAGAAUGCAGGGCCGGUGUUCCGCUCCAACGAGAUGUUCGUUACCGCCAUCAAACAAUACCUGUGUGUUGCGCUCUCUAAGAAUGGCGUGAGCUCAGUGCCCAAGAUCUUUGAAUUGUCCCUGGCCAUUUUCCUCGCUUUGCUGUCCAAUUUCAAGUUGCACCUUAAGAUGCAAAUAGAGGUCUUCUUUAAGGAGAUAUUUCUGAACAUACUUGAAACGUCGAAUUCAUCUUUUGAGCAUAAAUGGAUGGUUAUCCAGGCUCUUACCCGAAUCUGCGGCGAUGCCCAAAGCGUCGUGGACAUUUACGUUAACUACGACUGCGACUUGGCCGCAGCCAACCUGUUCGAACGAUUGGUUAACGACUUGUUCCGAGUGGCGCAAGCACGCCACGCCCAAGAACUGGGAGCCUCGCCCAAUCAAGAAAAGGCGAUGCGAAUGCGAGGCCUUGAGUGUCUCGUGUCUAUACUUAAGUGCAUGGUGGAGUGGAGCAAAGAUUUGUAUGUCAAUCCCAACUUACAAUCGACGGUGGGUGAGCCAGGUGCUACCUCCGGUAGUCAGACGCAGCAAGCUGCCAGAGACAGUAAUAACGAUACGUCCUCGUUGAAAUCGCACGGCGGUUCCUCCAAUAGUUUACAUUCGGGCGACAGUCUCGGUAAUCGGGAGGUAUUCGACUCACCUGAGCAGCUGGAGGUUGUCAAGCAGCAGAAAGAGGUAUGGGAGGCCGGCAUCGACACAUUCAACCGUAAGCCUCGCAAGGGGAUUGCGUACCUACAGGAGCAUGGAUUACUGGGGCAUGGACAAGAUGAAAUCGCACGUUUCCUUCACAACGAAGAUCGACUCGACAAGACUAACAUAGGCGAUUUUCUUGGGGAAAACGACGACUUCUGCAAGGAAAUCAUGUACACGUACGUGGAUCAAAUGGACUUCGUCAACAUGGAUUUCGUAGCUGCUCUGAGGCACUUCCUCGACGGGUUCCGGUUGCCUGGUGAGGCACAGAAAAUCGACAGACUGAUGGAGAAGUUCGCAAGUCGAUAUUGCGAAUGCAAUCCGAAUAACGGUUUGUUUGGCAGUGCAGACACCGCUUAUGUGCUUGGUUUCUCAAUUAUCAUGUUGACAACAGACCUGCAUUCACCACAGGUCAAGAACAAAAUGACCAAAGAACAGUAUAUUAGGUUGAAUCGGGGAAACACCGAGAGCAAGGAUGUACCCGAAGACUAUCUCAGUCAGGUGUACGACGAAAUAGCGGGUCACGAAAUUAAGAUGAAAGGUACUGUGAACAAACCAGGCAAACAACAGCCACAGAACAAUAGUGAAAAACGUCGAAAAAUCUUAUUUAACAUGGAGAUGGAAGCGAUAUCGACUGCAGCUAAAAACCUUAUGGAAUCGGUAUCUCAUGUACAAGCACCGUUUACUUUGGCCAAACACCUCGAACACGUUCGACCGAUGUUCAAAAUGGCUUGGACGUCCUUCCUCGCCGCCUUUAGCGUCGGUUUGCAAGACUGCGAUGAUUCUGAGGUGGCCGCUCUAUGUCUGGAUGGCAUCCGAUGCGCCGUUCGUAUCGCUUGCAUCUUCCACAUGUCAUUGGAACGUGAUGCUUAUGUGCAGGCGUUAGCCCGUUUCACUCUGCUGACAGCCAAUUCGCCCAUCAUGGACAUGAAGGCCAAAAACAUUGAUACGAUCAAAACGUUGAUCAUGGUGGCCCACACUGACGGCAAUUACUUAGGCUCAAGCUGGUUGGACAUUCUCAAGUGCAUCUCCCAGCUGGAGCUCGCCCAGUUUAUUGGAACCGGUGUGCGACCGGAGUUUCUAUCCGGGCCGGGUCAUAAGCCUCCAGAUCCCAGUUCCAAGGAACACAUCGGACAGACGAGUUCGCAGAGCGUUGUGGUGGCUGUUGACCGCAUCUUCACAGGGUCAACACGACUCGAUGGUGAUGCCAUUGUCGAUUUUGUUAAGGCCCUUUGUCAGGUUUCUUUGGAUGAACUUGCUCAUCCCGGUCAUCCCCGGAUGUUCUCACUUCAAAAAAUUGUGGAAAUAUCUUACUACAACAUGGGGCGUAUCCGUCUACAAUGGUCACGUAUCUGGCAAGUUCUCGGUGAACACUUCAACACAGUCGGUUGCAAUCCUAAUGAAGAUAUUUGCUUUUUUGCGGUGGAUAGUCUACGUCAAUUAUCAAUGAAAUUCAUUGAAAAGGGCGAGUUCUCCAAUUUCCGUUUCCAGAAAGAUUUUCUAAGGCCAUUUGAACAUAUUAUGAAGAAGAAUGUAUCACCGACGAUAAGAGACAUGGUGGUACGUUGUGUAGCUCAAAUGGUUAAUUCCCAGGCCAACAACAUAAAAUCUGGUUGGAAGAACAUCUUUUCAGUAUUCCAUCUGGCUGCUGGUGACCAGGAAGAGGCCAUCGUCGAGCUGGCCUUCCAGACGACCGGCAAAAUCAUCACCGACCUGUACGCCAGACAGUUUCCGUCCAUGAUUGACUCGUUCCAGGACGCGGUCAAGUGCCUGUCGGAGUUCGCCUGCAACGCCCGCUUCCCCGACACCAGCAUGGAAGCCAUCAGACUGGUGAGGGUGUGCGCGCAGAGCGUGAGUGCGGCGCCGCAUCUCUUCGCCGACCACGCGGGCAUGGAGAACGACGUGGCGGUCGCGGAAGCGGACCGCGUGUGGGUGCGCGGCUGGUUCCCACUGCUCUUCUCUCUCAGCUGCGUGGUGAAUCGCUGCAAACUGGACGUCCGCACGCGCGCCCUCACCGUACUCUUCGAAAUAAUCAAGACGCACGGCGAUAGCUUCCAGCCGAACUGGUGGCGGGACCUGUUCAAGGUGUUGUUCCGCAUAUUUGACAACAUGAAGCUGCCCGAGAAGCACACCGAAAAGGCUGAAUGGAUGACCACCACUUGCAACCAUGCCCUCUAUGCCAUCGUGGAUGUUUUCACGCAGUACUUCGACGUUUUGGGGCCGCUGUUGCUUGAGGAGCUUUACUCUCAAUUGCACUGGUGCGUGCAGCAGGAUAACGAACAAUUGGCCCGUUCUGGCACCAACUGUUUAGAAAAUCUGGUUAAUUCCAACGGGCACAAGUUUGAUGACGACACAUGGAACAAAACGUGCCAAUGCAUGCUAGACAUUUUUAAUUCGACGAUACCGAAUGCCUUGCUCACGUGGAAGCCGGAUUCAAUAAAAACUGUGGCCGUCAUCGAACAGAACGGAGAUUUGGGUCCAAACAGAGGGAUUCUCAAACGACCUAGUCUGCAAGACAACACCGGCAAUCCGGACGCAAACCUAUUCAACGGACUAAUGAUCAAAAGCGCCGUUCAGCUGGAGCUGAUCCAAACGAUCGACAACAUUGUGUUUUAUCCGGCAACGUCCCGCAAAGAGGACGCCGAGACACUGGCCCUCGCAGCAGCCGACAUGACCGGAAACGGUGCACUCACCGAGUGUCAACGGGAAGAACAGGGCAUGUAUCGUCUUCUCACAGCACCCCAUCUUCUACAGCUCACGGACUGCCUACUACAGUCCCAUCGGUUUGCCAAAGCGUUUAACCUUAAUCACGAACAACGCAACCUAUUAUGGAAGGCGGGUUAUCGAGGCUCGGUGAAACCAAAUCUGCUGAAACAAGAGACUCAGAGUUUGGCUUGCCUGCUUCGUAUCUUGUUCAAAAUGUAUUGCGACGAUGGUCGCCAGCAACAUUGGGCACUGAUUGAGAGCAAGUUGAUCGCCGUCUGUCAGGAGGCGUUGGAAUAUUUCUUGAAAUUGCAGAGCGAAUCGCACCGCGAGGCGUGGACGUCGCUGCUUUUGCUCGUCCUCACCAGACUGCUGAAGAUGCCCGACAACAGGUUCGCAGUACACGUGUCCAGAUAUUACCCGAUGUUAUGCGAGAUCGUAUGCUUCGACCUUAAGGCGGAGCUUCGCUCGAUCCUGCGCAGAGUCUUCCUCCGAAUCGGACCCGUGUUUCAUAUCACGGCGACGUAGUACGACGUGGCGGGCUGUGGCCGGCUUAUGUACAUAAUCCUUUGAGUGGUCAAACGGAUUUCAACGCCUACAUGGACAUCUACACGAUUUUAUACUGAUUCAAGUACAAACUCGUUUUUUUUCUUUUUACAAUUGUUGGAUGUAAUUAUUUUGGAAUGGGUGGAAGUUUUUUUUCACUUAAUUUCAUCUUCGUAUAAUUACCCCGUUUUGGAUUUUUUAAUUUUAGCCUAAACUAUUGUGUGUAUACCCCGAUUUAGGCUAUUUUUUAGUAUCUGUAUAUAAUGACCCAUAUAUAUUAAUCAUUCCGUACUAAGUGAUAUAAAUAAAACUAAAAACUAAAGUUAACGAUGUAAGUAAACAAAAGAUAUGUUAUGUGCCUUGAAUAAUAUUGUUAUUUUGAAAUUAUUUAUUCGCUGUAAUUAUUCGGUACACGGUAGUUCGUUUUACAAGUUGUUUUUUUUUGUUUAUAACAAACGUGUUGUAUAUAUUAGAGCCAAGGCGAUAAUUUUCACCAGCCGUCUCUGUUUAUUGUUUUAAAUUAUUUAGUCAAUCAGUACUGUUUAUAUUACAAGCUGAAUUAAUGUUUUAUUAAAUAGUAUAAUUAAUAAAUAUUCGAUUAAUUUA
Molecule: messenger RNA, 5965 nt
Organism: Aethina tumida (small hive beetle)
Lineage: Eukaryota; Metazoa; Arthropoda; Insecta; Coleoptera; Nitidulidae
Gene: Sec71
Product: brefeldin A-inhibited guanine nucleotide-exchange protein 2
Exons: 13
Coding region: 248-5341 (1697 amino acids)
Biological process (GO): regulation of ARF protein signal transduction
Molecular function (GO): guanyl-nucleotide exchange factor activity
Source: RefSeq, a predicted model, not a curated record